This is a messenger RNA of Monosiga brevicollis MX1, 1836 nucleotides long. RefSeq lists its product as uncharacterized. The transcript is spliced from 3 exons. NCBI's taxonomy places the organism in Eukaryota, Choanoflagellata, Craspedida, Salpingoecidae. The coding region runs from base 1 to 1836 and encodes 611 amino acids. The record is from RefSeq and is a predicted model, not a curated record.
AUGAUUGACUAUCUGGUACAACCAGCCCUGGUGGGUCUCUAUGUCCUAGGUAAAGAUGUUUUAUACGACGAAUACCUACCCGAUAAUCCACAUGUGUUAAUUGACGUCGCCACCAACAUGUUUGCUAAGUUAGUGUCAGCUGUGGUAACGGUCGAGUUUCUAGUGCCCUAUACCACGCCCUUGGCUACCUGGAUAGAACCCCUGUUUCACGGCGCAAUUAACGGUGCUAUCAAGCAUCAAUUUAUCGACACUGACAGUCUUAAUGCCAUUAGUUUUGUGGAACAGGGUUUCCAGCAGGUGCAACCCACUGCCCUACGCCCCACCGGUCGAUAUAUGGCAAGUGAUCCAAAACUCAACAAGGACUUUGACAAUCGCUAUGAUAAUGCCGAUCUCCAAAUGGAUCGAAGGGCUAAGGAUAUUGCGGCGGCUUAUACCGAAUACGACGAGAUGAAAGCUUACAAAAUGUAUCUAGAAACCUUGGAAACAGAAGCCCGCGUUAGAGAUCCCGGUGACCCCACUUCAGUUGAGAUGACAGAAAUAAAGGCAGAUGGCACGGUUGAAAAGAAAACCGUAAAAAUCACUGAAUUACUGCCCAAACGCAGUGAGUUUGAACAAGCCCGUCGCGCUGUCAUUGUCAAAAUCAAUAAGCUUAAUGAAGCUGAUUUAAAGCAAAUGUUUGCCGAGUUCGAAACCGAAUCCAUCUGGGAAUUAAGUUCUAAGAGACCUGAACAUGCCGUCACUGCCGGCAGCUUAAGGCACGUUAUUCACGAAUUACAACCCAAGGUAGCUCCACCAGCUACCUUUUUCAACAGUGUCAACCAGUAUAUCGAUGUGGACCUGCCCAAGCACAUCCACUACGUUAACCAGACCGAUCUUCAUCUGGUUUUGACCAACAAUGACAUGGCUGGUGACAACUUUAAUAGCAUGCCCAGCAAUUUGUUUUCGCGUAUCGACAUCCGGGUCGGCAAUGAAAUUAAGCAAACCGUUACUGAUUUGGAGCAGUGGAUGGAUGCCGUAAUUUACAAAGAUCCCUGGGAACACGAACGCCAUCAAGAGGCUAAGGUGUAUGACGCUGCUAACUAUGCCGUGGAUUCCACCGCUGUUUUCGGCGCCUUGUCGGACAGUCCCACUAUUCGCAUCCCCAUCACCUCAUUGCUGACUCAAUGCGGCAUUCCCUUGGCUACGUGUGACGAGCAAGUUACGCUCCGGUUUUAUUCCCAAGUGGCUAGCAACGUGCUAAAUACAGGUAACAUAGCCCUUAAGGAGUUUAAAUUCAUGCUUCGGGAAAUCCGGGGUGAUGACAGCGCCCUGCAGCAGAUCUCCAAACCCAACCUGGACUGGCGUUUCCUAGAGCCCAAGCACGAGGAAAAGACCCUGAGCUUGACCGACGGGUCUACCACCACCUGGGUGCUCAACAACUUUAGCCCGGAUGACCUGUGCUCCCACAUGUGGGUUUUUGUCCGCAACACCAACCUAGCUGGUGCCAACCGUGAUACCAUGUUGAGUGAUGUUAUUGACCGCAUCUGGUUGGAGGACGAAUCCGGGCACAACCUGACCAACGGCAUCCAAUGGAAGGCUCCUGAGCUGCUGGCUAUCAACUAUCCCGAUAACUUUAAUAACACCGCCAGCCAAAGCCACGGUCUCUAUCUGGUCUACUGCCCAGCCACCGACCCCCAAGCCGAUUACCGCGAAGGUGUUAUGUCCGGUGCCCAGCCUCUGGUUCGUAACAUGAAACUACGUAUUACUGCCCAGGCGACUGGAAACUAUAACUGCACCGUUGUAGCCAUGUGCUAUAAGCACUGCCGCGUCCAAGGCGGACAACUCAUUGUUCAAUAA